Messenger RNA from Paramacrobiotus metropolitanus, 2235 nucleotides. RefSeq lists its product as uncharacterized. The transcript is spliced from 8 exons. The record is from RefSeq and is a predicted model, not a curated record. Lineage: Eukaryota; Metazoa; Tardigrada; Eutardigrada; Parachela; Macrobiotidae. The coding region runs from base 18 to 1976 and encodes 652 amino acids.
UAUCGAUCUUUUGCAACAUGGACAAUUUUCUGGAGCACCGAAGCCGAUUCCGUGGAGGACCACAGGGCCUGACUCCUUUCCUUUUCUCCGUGCUGGUUGUUAUUCCGGGCACCGCAUCAACCCACAUCCAAGCUGUCAAUAUGAUCGCCAAUCAAACCGUUAAUAAUACAAGGACGUCUAACUGGUAUAAAGAACCUGGAGAAAACGGAACACUGCCAGGAACAUUCAGGCUCUGUUCCAAUGCGUCGGACCCGAACGGACUCCAGGCAGCCAAAGGGCUUGAGAGCUACCUUGACCCUCGUCGUUUGCAGGGAUUGAAGAGCAUAGACUUCUAUGUUCCGCUUCAGCUUCUCCUACAACUUUUCCAACAGUUCCUAGGAAUGAGAGAGUUUAUGGGCCAACACGUAAUUGCCCUACACACUAAUCAAACCAAGAAUCUAACAAUACCCGAGCUGCAGGAUGCUCUCACUUAUGCUUGGCUACCGACUCUCGAGAAGAGCAACUGGAUAUCAACCCGUGCCGAAAUCAUUCAGAUUAACAACGGAAAAGGAAGUUUCUCAUCCUAUGGGUCGCCGAUGACGAUGAUUCUCUAUACGCUACCAGUGUCGGAUGCCUUCUCAUCGGAAUAUUUCUCCCGCAUUCUUCCACGGUAUCCUUGGUUGUACACUCGCAACUCAACCGAUCACGAGUUAACCCGAAUCGCGCCACCGGCGAUCGGCGACUUUAUUCAGCGAUUGCAGCAGAAGGGUUUGCCAGUAUAUGACGGCCCACUUUUUUCCACGACUAGCGUACUGGAAAAUCUAUACCUGCGGGCCAAUUCCACAUCCGGCUACUUCGAUACUGACCAGUUAAAGGCGGAUGUGAUGGACGUCGCUCGACAACUGCGUGUUAAAGAGGGAUGCGGAGAUGCGGACAUGAGCGAUGUGGACGUUCAUUUUGGUCGAUUCAAGCCGCUUAUCAUGCCAAUGAGAAAAGACGGCGCCUUUUCUGAAGAGCCAGUACUGUCCAUGCCGUUUGUCAUCACCGUGCAGCAGAAAAUAUUCGUACCGUAUUAUGUUGACCUGACGGCGGCACUGGCGAGCCAUUCCGAUCGAUAUUACAGACAGGAAUACCCGAAUAACUCCACGGAACUAAAAAUUCCCGGAUUUCGUAUAGCCGAACUACCGCUAGUAGAUCCUAUCUUUUCGUUUCGCAUGUACUUGAAUCGACCGUUGAAUGUGCAGUGGCUACCAGUGCUGGAGAGUCUGAUGACUGCUCGGUUAAGUUCUGACAUAGACUUUGAUGGGCGAGUGGUAGUGCGUUUAUGGGACUUUGAUCCAAACGGCUGGAUUGUCAACUUUUUUGUGGUUCUGCGCCACGCAAAAAUACCGGCGUCACAUAUGCAGUUCUUCGUAGAUGCUAGACUGUCUUUGGCCACCAAUAUCUACCGCAAGCUCGAUGGUUUAGAGCUCCGAUUAUCAAAUGCAAGCACCGCGUAUAGGCUGAUGAGGAAUCCUUAUGCCGGUUCCUGGCAGGAUACGAUUAAAGCAUCGACCCUUGCGCAAUGUAAAGGAGAGAACAUUUGGCCCUUACCGGUGGAAGAACAGCUGUGUCCUCUGAAGAAAACGUUUACGCUGUAUGUGGAGCGGUAUUCUAAACUUCGAUGGGACGAUCUAAUAUCACGUAACAAAUGGACUCCGAAUUCAGAUAAAAUUUUGGAUGCAGUACAGCAAGCAUUCGCGGUUGCGAAUCCCGUGACAGUAGACAAUAUCACGCUGACCAUAUCACUAAUAGAGCGCGAUGACAGCUUGGUAACAACCAACUGGCGAGAUGCCACAAAAUUUACUUUUGGUCUGUCGUAUCCGAAGAUGGAAAAAGGAAUAUACUGGAAACUGUGGCGUUAUCCGUCCCUGGAUGAACUGAACGGUUUCUUGCAGAGCGUUGCAAACUCUGUAAUUGCCCACACAUGGACUGUCACGGUGCCUACUUCCAGUUAACAACAAAAUUUCAUCCAUCAGUGAGCUACCUAACUCUUCCGGCUAAUUUUUUUCUGCAUCGUAUGCUACCGACAUUGUGAUCACGUUCAACCGUCGAUACAAUACGAGUACAUUAAUUUAAGAGAAAGUUCGGUAAUCACAGAACCUGGUGUUUGUGGAGCAUUAUUUCUGUCACAUCUUUUUGGGUUACUGCAUCCUUUGUAAAUACCAUAAACGAAAUGGUUUUGCCACCUAGUGAUGGGUCAUGAUAGGCUCUAUA